Mugil cephalus (flathead mullet) is the source of this 4352-nucleotide messenger RNA. It is a transcript of the gene rrp12, whose product is annotated as ribosomal RNA processing 12 homolog. The coding region runs from base 76 to 3945 and encodes 1289 amino acids. The transcript has 34 exons. Lineage: Eukaryota; Metazoa; Chordata; Actinopteri; Mugiliformes; Mugilidae. The record is from RefSeq and is a predicted model, not a curated record.
AUUUAGUAAGCGACGGAGUCACCUGGCGCUCCACUGACGCUUUGGGCUAACUGUUGACUGUUUUCGUGCCUGAAAAUGGUCAAAUCGGGGAAACUUCGGUCUGGGACGGGCUCGAAACUCAAACGGUGGAAGAAAGGACACAGCAGCGACUCAAACCCGCAGACGAGUCGCUUUCGACAGGCUGCUAAAAGCCGCUUUUUCAGCCGACCCACCGAAAAGAGUGAUCUCACAGUUGACGCUCUCAAGCUUCACAAUGAGCUGCAGGUCGGUCCGCUGGAGGUCGGUGAACGCGGCCGCAAAGAUGUGCGCAUGGAAGAUGAUCCGGAUGAGAUGUUAUCGGAGAGGACCUCCGGCACCUUCCUCAGCGGCCUGUCGGACUGCUCCAACCUCACCUUCAGGAAGGUGCAGCGCUUCUGGGAGUCCAAUUCAGCUGCUCACAAAGAGAUCUGUGCAGUGUUGGCAGCUGUUACUGAAGUCAUCCGAGGUCAAGGAGGGAAGGAGACGGAAACAGAGUACUUCGCUGCUUUGAUGACCACCCUGGAAGUUGUGGACACAGCAGAGUCUCAGGCUGCAGUGGCGUACCUGCUCAAUUUAGUCAUGAAACGGGUUCCUGCUCCAGUGCUUAUGUCUAAGUUCUCAGACACCACCAAGGCUCUUUUGGAUGUCAUGUCGAAACAGGCCACGUCUGACACGGCCUCUGCGCUUAGAUGGAUCCUGUCAUGCCUGGCCACUUUGUUGAGGAAGCAGGACGGAUCUGUGUGGACUUACCCGUCCACUCUCCAGGCUUACCACGGCCUGCUCAGCUUCACGGUGCACAGCAAGCCAAAGGUUCGCAAAGCAGCACAGCAAGGUGUUUGCUCCGUACUAAGAGGUAGUGACUUCCUGUUUAAAGACAACGCACCGACCCAUCACCCUGCUGCAGUCAGCACAGCCAAGUUCUGCAUAAAAGAAAUGGAGCAGGCAGGAGGCAGCAAAGAGGACACCACCACUCUCCACGUUCUCGGCCUUCUGAAGGAGUUGAUGGGAACGUUUCCUCUGGGAGCUGUCAAGUCCUGUUGCGAGACUCUGCUGCGAGUGAUGACACUCAGCCAUGUGCUGGUGACGGCCAGUGCCAUGCAGGCUUUUCACAGGCUGUUCAGCGGGAAACCAAACGCUUCCACCCUCUCACCGGAGCUCAACGCACAGAUCAUCACGGCUCUGUACGAUUACGUGCCCAGUGAGAACGACCUGCAGCCUCUGCUGGCCUGGCUGGCCGUCAUGGAGAAAGCUCACGUUCACUUGGCGAGUUUGCAGAGUUCUCUGAGUUUGGGACACCUCCCUCGCCUCUUCUCUGCCACCAUGUCCUGCCUGUUGUCACCUCACACACAGGUGGUUUCUGCAGCCACCAGCACACUGAAGACUCUGUUGACUGAAUGUGUUGGCCCUCACAUGGAGCAAAUGGGCAUGAUCACUGCCACCGCUUCUACAGGAAACCCCUCUUAUGUCUGCAAAAUGUUUCGCAUCGUGGAGGAAGGUCUGUCCUACCGCUUCCAUGCCUCUUGGCCGUUUGUGCUGCAGAUCUUGGGUUGCUUCUAUCGAGUUGCAGGGAAACAAGCUCACCCCGUCAUGACCAAGUCUUUGCAGUCUCUGGCAGACCUGCGCGCCACUCCUCAGUUCCCCUUCAGUGGUGAGCUGGACUUGGCGGUAGGAGGAGCUGUGGAGAGCAUGGGGCCCGAGGUUGUUCUGGGAGCCGUGCCACUCAACAUCACUGGAUAUGACGAUGACUUGGAGUUUCCACGCAGCUGGCUGGUCCCAGUCAUAAGGGAUCACGUGAAAAACACUAACCUAGGUUUCUUUGCGUCCUAUUUCCUCCCUCUGGCCUCCACACUCAAGCAGAGAGCUGAAGAGUUGGAGCAAGCAGGGCAGAAACUGGAAGCCAAAGUCUACCAAACCUUACAGCUUCAGAUCUGGACCAUGCUUCCUGGCUUCUGUACCUGUCCCGUGGACCUGCUAGUCUCUUUCAAAGUCAUCGCCCGCACGCUCGGCACGGCCAUCAAUGAGCGUCCAGACCUGAGGCUCACUGUGUGCCAGGCGCUUCGCACCAUCAUCAACAAGAGCUGCUCCACAGAAGCCGAAAAGGCUGAAGUGGGCCGCUUCGCUAAGAACUUCCUGCCCAUCCUUUUCAAUGUGUACAGCCAGCAGCCUGCAGCUGGAGAGUCUGGAACAUACAGGAUGGCCGUGCUGGACACCAUCAAAGUCUAUUUAUCAGUCACUGACAUGAAGAUGAUCUGCACGUUCCUGCAAAAAGCCAUGGACAGACUGACCAGCCCAGAGUCCAACGAGUUCACACGGCUGUCAGUGAUGGACCUUGUGGUUGCCAUGGCUCCCUUUGUAGAUGAGUCCACAAUGACUAAGACCUUUGAGCUGAUUAGACCAUAUUUGGAGACCAAAGAGCCAGGCAUGCAGAAGAAGGCAUACCGUGUGCUGGAGGAGAUGUGUGGAGCGGACAGAGAGGAGUGCAGAUCGUUUGUCGUGUCUAAUCUGGAAACGCUCAAAGCCGUCUUGCUGGAGACGCUGAAGAACGCCUCCUCACCAGCAAAGAGGCCGAGACUGAAGUGUCUGAUCCACAUCGUGAAAAGGUUAAAUGAAGAACACAAAGACUUUAUCACCACGCUGCUGCCAGAGGUGAUUAUAUGCACCAAGGAGGUGUCAGUCGGAGCGCGAAAAAGCGCUUACAACCUGCUUGUUGAAAUAGGAAAUGCUUUUGUUCGCUUCUGUGGUAACACAAAAGAUGCCAUCGGGCAGUAUUUGGUGUUGGUGUAUGCAGGACUCUUGGGCUCUGUCACCAUGAUCACCUGCACAGUGCUGGCACUGACACGUCUAGUGUUUGAGUAUAAAGACUCCAUUGAGGUGCAAUCCAUGGAGCAGCUGCUGCACAACGUUUGUCUGCUGCUGUCGUGUCGUACCAGAGAAGUAGUCAAAGCCGCCUUAGGCUUCAUCAAGGUCAUCCUCUUCAUCAUGGACGCCAAGACGCUGGCCUCACACGCCACUGUCAUGAUGGAGGGCAUUGGAAACAUCAAGGACGACGUGAGGAGGCACUUCAGAACCAAACUGAAGAACAUCUUCACUAAAUUUAUCAGAAAGUUUGGUUUUGAGCUGGUGAAGUCCAUGCUGCCUGCAGAACACCACAAGGUGCUGGCCAACAUCCGCAAGGCCGAGGCUCGCACCAAGAGGCGGAAACAGGCCGCGGAGGAGCACGACGAGUCCGAGAGCGAAGAGGAGGCACCUAAACAGAAAAGCCAAAGCAUUGAGGACAUCCUUGCUGAGUCAGACAGCGAUUUGUCAGAGGAUGAAGGGAAGCCUCGUAACGCUCAGAAGAAAGCAGGCAAACAGCAGAAGGGACGUGCGUGGCUGAAAGAGGGAGAGGACGAUGACCCACUUAACUUCCUGGAUUCCAAAGUUUCACAGAGAGUGCUGGCCACCAACCCGGAGCUGAAGAAGAGCGCCAAGGUAGAUCACGGCUUCAAAGUGACCUCGGAUGGACGACUGAUCAUAAGAGAAGACGAGGAGGAGGAGGAUGAAGACAAAGAUGGAGGAGAGAUGAAAGAUAUCUUAGAAGAGGCUGGAGUCAAAAGUAAAAAGUCACAGAAGAGGAGGUUUAAAGACGACAAUGAUGACGAUAUGGACGUUGAACCCCAGCUGAAAUAUAAAGCUGGUGGCUCAGGCAUCCACAGACCUCUGGAAGGUCACCAAGACGCAGGAGCUGAUUACAAGUCAAAGAAAGGAAAAGGAGACGUGAAGAAGAAAGGAAAGCUCGAUCCUUACGCCUACAUCCCUCUGAAGAAGUCCCAGCUGAAUCGCAGGAAACGUGCCAAACUCCAGGGCCAGUUCAAGGGCAUGGUGAAGGGAGCCCAGAAGGGGGCGCUGUCGGGAAAGAAAAUGCAGAAGAGAAAGCGAAAAGCCUGAAAAACAGAGCUUUACAUUAUGCGGUGGACUCUAAAUGUGUGUGUGCGCGUUCAUUAACACGCUAAAAUGACAACAUACACCUCGGAUGUUUGUGUGUGUCAGUGUGUGUUUCUGAGAGACUCUACCAAGGUGAAACCAGUUUGUUUUGAAACUGUGACGCUCCCAAAAUGCUCUACUCAACAUCAGCUUUCAUGACCGUAAGUAAUAUGCUGGCCUCGCAUCAGAUCUCUCCCUUAAUAAAUAUAUUUAUGUGUGAAAUAUAUGGACAGAAAACUGAGGGGAAGAGUCAUGUGUGCCUCUUGUUGCAUCACUUGAGGGCGCUGCAGACCUGAAUUAUUAAUGGUGACUAAGCGCAGACAUAAAUGCUUUUCAGACCGGAAUACAUCAUUAAAGCUGAAAUAUAAAAA